Messenger RNA from Sarcophilus harrisii (Tasmanian devil), 2140 nucleotides. Its product is annotated as olfactory receptor 10T2. The record is from RefSeq and is a predicted model, not a curated record. Gene Ontology annotation, biological process: G protein-coupled receptor signaling pathway. The transcript has a single exon. The coding region runs from base 117 to 1064 and encodes 315 amino acids. Gene Ontology annotation, molecular function: G protein-coupled receptor activity; olfactory receptor activity. NCBI's taxonomy places the organism in Eukaryota, Metazoa, Chordata, Mammalia, Dasyuromorphia, Dasyuridae. Gene Ontology annotation, cellular component: membrane.
UGAACUUGAAAAUCUGUAAGGCUCUUUAGAAUUCAAAAAUGUAUAAUGGUGAUAAUGAUAAUAAUGACAUAGCAAAACCCAUUGAUUUAAUUUAUUCCUAGGAAAAAGUUGCUAAGAUGCAAAGAAUCAACCAAACCAUUAGAGUCACCAAGUUUAUCCUUGUGGGUUUCUCCAGCCUGGGUGAGUUACAGAUGCUCCUUUUUGUGAUCUUCCUAUUUCUCUACAUGACAAUCCUGUUGGCCAAUGCCACAAUCAUGACUGUGAUCCGCUGCAGCCGGUCCCUCCACACCCCUAUGUAUGGCUUCCUUUUCAUCCUCUCUUUUUCUGAAACCUGUUAUACCUUUGUCAUCAUCCCCCAGCUCCUGGACCAUUUGCUCUCGGAUACUAAGACCAUCUCUUUUGUGGCCUGUGCCACCCAACUCUUCUUCUUUCUGGGCUUUGCAUGUACCAACUGCUUCCUCAUCGCUGUGAUGGGCUACGACCGUUAUGUGGCCAUCUGCUUCCCCCUGAGGUACAUGGUUAUCAUGAACAAGAGACUGGGGCUUGGACUUAUAUCUGUGUCUGCUGCUACAGGAUUCUUCAUUGCCCUGGUAGCCACCAAUCUGAUCUGUGACAUGCCCUUCUGCGGCCCCAACAGGGUCAAUCACUACUUCUGUGAUAUGGCACCUGUGAUCAAGCUGGCCUGUACAGACACCCAUGUGAAGGAAUUAGUUCUAUUCAGCCUCAGUAUCCUUGUCAUUAUGGUUCCCUUUGUGCUCAUCCUAAUCUCCUAUGGCUUCAUUGUCAACACCAUCCUUAAGAUCCCAUCAGCUGAUGGGAAGCGUAAGGCAUUUGCCACUUGUGUCUCUCAUCUCACUGUAGUCAUUGUCCACUAUGGAUGUGCCUCCAUCAUCUACCUUCGGCCCAAAUCCAAGUCUGCAUCAGAUAAGGAUCAGCUUGUAGCAGUGACAUAUACUGUAGUGACUCCCUUGCUCAAUCCCCUUGUCUACAGCCUGAGGAAUCAGGAGGUGAAGGCAGCACUGAAAAGAGUCUUCUGGAGGCCAGCACCUUCCAAGUUAGUCUGAAGGAGGGGUUUUAGUUUGUAAAGAAUGGGGAAAAGCUGCCCAAGGCAUGUCUCCAUCAUGCCACAAGGAUAGUUAUUCAAAGGCUGGGGGCACUUAGUCCUUUUCAUCCUGUAAAAGAGCAAACAAAUAUAAUAGAACAUCAUAAACAUGCCUCAUGGCAAAACAUUGCCUCAUGGCUAUGAUUUAAUCCUCAGUAUAGCUUAGUGGGGGGGAAAGAGCUGAAUUUGGAGUCAGUGGUCCUGAAUUCAAGUACUAACUAUACUUAUAACCUAUGUGAUCAUGGCCAAAUCUUUCAAUGUCUGUGUGUCUAUUUUCUAUCAAAAAAUAAGGCAUGGGUGGGAGGAGCCAAUAUGGCAAAGAAAAGAUAGUCAUUCAUCUGAGCUCUUCCAAAUCCCCUUCAAACACCUUUAAAUGAUGGCAUUAAACAAUUCUUGGAGCAGAAGAAGCUACAAAAGGAUAGAGUGAAAUAAUCUUCCAUCUCAAGACAGCUUAGGUCAGCAAGAAAGAUCAUACCUCCUUGAUGGUGGAGGACAGGACAUUCUAGUAUAGCCCUUGCCCCAGCAAACUAUAAGCAGGCAUUGGAAGCCCCUGAAUCAGCAGCAGCAACAGUGGCAACUUCUGGAAUUCUCAGUCCAUGGAUGAUAAGGGAAUCAGACAAGUAACUGAUCAGAAGACAAUUAUAGUCUCUCUUUAUUGGCACUGGGGGCAGGACUCUGUCCAUUCUCAGAUCUGGUUCACAGUCCUAGGACAAAGAGGAGGACUAACACACCAAAUCUUGCAGCCCUAGUGGAGCAGGGACCCUUCCCACAGUUGCAGGGCAGAAAUGAGUGCUUGUGGUCAUUCAAAACCCAGAAUACAGCCCAGGAGAGUAGUAAAUACCUCUCCUUAGAUCAUACUAUCUUGGAAGAACUGAAAAUUUACAGAAGCACCUUUGAAAACAGCGGCACAGAACUUUUGAAUCUUGGGAUAGUGCAUCCUACAUCUUGAAAGCAGAGCCCCACUUUAACAAAGAAAAGUCAAGAAACAAACUGGAAAAUAAGCAAACAGGCAAAAAAUAUUCUCACCAUAGAAAGUUA